AUCACUUCACUGAGGCACAUCUCAAUUGCAGUACCUGCUACUGAUCUGCUGACAAAAGCUUUGCCACAGUCUGAGAUAUGAAUAACUCAACUGAUUACUGGAUUGAGGACGAGGAGGAUGAUCUCAACCCUCUUAUAGAUUACAGUACCUAUGAGUUUCUCUGUGAAAAAAGCAAUGUGAGAAAUUUCAGRAAAUUAUUCCUCCCAGUGUUCUACACACUGGCUUUCACAGUUGGGGUGGCUGGAAACUCAUUAGUGGUUGCAAUUUACGCCUACUGCAAGAAACCCAAGACRAAGACAGACGUGUACAUCAUGCACCUCGCCAUCGCUGACCUGCUCCUGCUCUUCACCCUCCCUUUUUGGGCUGCAAAUGCAGUGCAGGGAUGGGAACUUGGAAACCCAAUGUGCAAGCUCACUUCUUCUCURUACACCAUGAACUUCAGCUCCAGCAUGCUGUUCCUGGCCUGUAUUAGUGUGGAUAGAUACAGGGCCACUUCUGAAUCCCAGGGCCGUAGAAGAGUUGGCAAACACUGCAGUGUUACCUGCAUCUGUGUCUGGCUGGCUGCCAUGUUCCUCAGUAUCCCUGAGCUGAUUUUUAAUCAAGUCAAGAAACACAAUGACAGGAAUGAAUGCCUUCCUGUAUUUCCAAUCAACAUGGAAACACUCUUAAAAUCAACCAUUCAAAUCCUGGAAAUUAUCCUGGAAUUUCUGCUUCCUUUCCUAGUCAUGCUGAUCUGCUACUCCGCUACUGCUCGGGCAAUCUUUAGAUCUGCAAAUGUUAAGAAGUCCAGGCCUUUCAUGGUUCUGCUGGCAGUAGUGGCUGCUUUCAUUGUCACCCAGCUGCCCUACAACAUYGUGAAGCUGUGGCGAGCCAUAGAUAUCAUCUACAUGUUGGUUACGGACUGUGACACCAGUAAAGCCAUGGAUGUGGCACUCCAGGUCACCAAGAGCAUAGCAUUGUUCCACACCUGCCUGAACCCUCUCCUCUACACCUUUCUGGGAGCCUCCUUCAAAAUGCAUAUCAUGAAAAUCGCAAAAAAUUAUGGGAACUGGAGAAGACAGCAGCAGAAUGGAAGACCUGAAGAAAUUUCUAUGAAUUAUGAAGAAUCUACUGAAGAAACAAUCAGUUUCACUAUAUAGGCCCCCCAUUGCUUUCAUCUUCUUAUAUAACCAUGGACAUUGUUUACUAAUUCCAGGGGGUAUUGUUUCAGCAGCUGUUUCUCUGCAAGUCAACUUUCAGAUGGAUCUCUGAACCUGCCAAGACACUACAGUGCACUUCAAAGUGGAACAUGUUUAUCRGAGUCAAGCAUCAUGCAAGAACUCAAUACUGAAACAACCAGAGGUAUUUACUAAACAACAUCUAAACAAAAAACUACCCCCAAGAUUUCAAUUUCAAAGUGUCACAGUACUAGGCAAUUAAGUAACUUCUAAUGAACAAUCUGUAUACAUAUAAUCAUCUAAUUAAAACAGAGAAAGAAAGCAUCAGCAAUCAAACAGCAGUACAGCAACCUUUGCACCAGAAGUUAAUGAUCUUGUGUUCCUCCAACUAUUUUGUAAAACUUUAGAACAUUUGCCUAACAGCGCAGUUCCAUUUCUCAACUCAACUGUCAUUCCAUAGGUAGUUUUGCAGUUUGAAAUGAGGUAUAAGCUUAUGUUGAGAAUUGAGAAGGAGAGACACRGGGGGGAAAAGCCAUUCUCUAUGUGUUUCUAGAAAUGUAUUGCAGCAACAACAUCUUUCACAAAAAAAACCCCCAGUAACUCCUUUUCUAUAAUUACAGAAAAAUUACAGACCUUUCACCUCUUCUUUUCUGCUCACCCUAAACUUCAACAAGAGCAGUGCUCUAAGGGAAACACAUUCUAGAUCUCUGUAAAUGUAAGAAAAAGUUAAACUAAUCUCUAGAUACAAGGACUGGAUUUUCUAUUCAGARUUUUUGAAAUUGAUCAAGCACUGCAAUAACUGUAUCUCCUAAAAUAUACUGA
This is a messenger RNA of Malurus melanocephalus (red-backed fairy wren), 1979 nucleotides long. RefSeq names its product atypical chemokine receptor 4 (gene ACKR4). Lineage: Eukaryota; Metazoa; Chordata; Aves; Passeriformes; Maluridae. Gene Ontology annotation, cellular component: membrane. Bases 78 to 1139 code for a protein of 353 amino acids. Gene Ontology annotation, biological process: immune response; G protein-coupled receptor signaling pathway; chemotaxis. The record is from RefSeq and is a predicted model, not a curated record. The transcript is spliced from 2 exons. Gene Ontology annotation, molecular function: scavenger receptor activity; chemokine receptor activity; chemokine binding.